AUGGACUCAGCAGGUGAGGCCGAGUUUGAGAGAAAUGAAUCGACCUCCCAGCUUCAAGGUCAUGGAUCCUUAGCGGUGCAACCCUCUCGAGUCCCGGUCUUUCCCAUCAAUGACAGCGGAGAUUGCAACCGCAAUGCCGUGUUGCCACAGUCUGGGCAGCUUCCACGAGAUGAGUUAACCCCUGAACCCAACGGUGGUUCCAAGGAAUUGUUGAGUCUGUGA
Messenger RNA from Aspergillus puulaauensis, 222 nucleotides. RefSeq lists its product as uncharacterized. The record is from RefSeq and is a predicted model, not a curated record. NCBI's taxonomy places the organism in Eukaryota, Fungi, Ascomycota, Eurotiomycetes, Eurotiales, Aspergillaceae. Bases 1 to 222 code for a protein of 73 amino acids. The transcript has a single exon.